Oncorhynchus keta (chum salmon) is the source of this 6235-nucleotide messenger RNA. Its product is annotated as ribosomal protein S6 kinase alpha-3-like. Gene Ontology annotation, molecular function: ATP binding; ribosomal protein S6 kinase activity; magnesium ion binding. The coding region runs from base 340 to 2547 and encodes 735 amino acids. The transcript is spliced from 22 exons. NCBI's taxonomy places the organism in Eukaryota, Metazoa, Chordata, Actinopteri, Salmoniformes, Salmonidae. Gene Ontology annotation, biological process: intracellular signal transduction; protein phosphorylation. The record is from RefSeq and is a predicted model, not a curated record.
GAGAGAGAGAGAGAAUAGCGCAGGCAGUGGAAAAGCGGCACACUGACACAACAAGGGUGAAAGUGGAGAGACAAUUUUCCGUAAAAGGCGUUACGUAGCCCAGCGAGGUUUUCAUGUUUAUUCCGCUAGAGAAAGAAGGGGCGGCCCCUGAUCUAGAAACAACCAACUCUGUCCCUUGUCCUCUCAUAUGGGUCUAACGGAAGAAAUAGCCUACUAGAAUAGAACAGAGCUUUAGACUACUACAUUGUGAUAGCCUACAGUCCUGUCUGGAGCGAAGCUUUAGAACAAACUAAUAGAGUGAACACAACAAUAGAUCAGAGGAACAGCUCGAGCGCCAAGAUGCCCCUGGCACAGUUGCCAGAUCCCUGGCAGAAGAUGACACUGGGGCGGGCGACGAGCGAGGAUGCCCACCGUCAUGUUCUGGAGGACUCUAUUGGGGAGGAUGAUUCUAUGUCCUGUAACGAAGACGAGAGUGUCAAUGAAAUCAACAUCACCAACCAUACCAAGGAGGGGUCAGAGAAGGGUGACCCUCGACAGUUCGAGCUCCGCAAGGUCCUAGGACAAGGCUCCUUCGGAAAGGUGUUCCUGGUCAAGAAGGCUACAGGUCCAGAUGCAGGACAGCUCUAUGCCAUGAAGGUUCUGAAGAAAGCCACACUGAAAGUGCGUGACAGGGUGAGGACUAAGAUGGAGAGAGACAUUCUGGUGGAGGUCAACCAUCCCUUCAUCGUUAAACUGCACUAUGCAUUCCAAACAGAAGGGAAACUCUACCUCAUCCUGGACUUCCUACGAGGAGGAGACCUCUUCACACGACUGUCUAAAGAGGUGAUGUUCACAGAGGAGGAUGUGAAGUUCUACCUGGCAGAGUUGGCCCUGGCGCUGGACCACCUUCACAGCCUGGGCAUCAUCUACAGAGACCUCAAACCAGAGAACAUUCUGCUAGACGAGGAGGGACACAUUAAGCUGACGGACUUCGGCCUCAGUAAGGAGUCUAUAGACCAUGAGAACAAGGCCUAUUCGUUCUGUGGGACAGUGGAGUACAUGGCUCCGGAGGUGGUCAACAGGAGAGGUCACACCACCAGCGCUGAUUGGUGGUCCUACGGCGUGCUCAUGUUUGAGAUGCUGACCGGAACACUACCAUUCCAGGGGAAAGACCGCAAGGAGACCAUGACCAUGAUCCUCAAGGCUAAGUUGGGGAUGCCACAGUUUUUGAGUUCCGAAGCCCAGAGUCUCCUGAGGAACCUUUUCAAACGCAACCCUACUAACAGGCUAGGGGCCGGCCCAGACGGAGUGGAGGAGAUUAAAAGACAUCACUUCUACUGCACCAUAGACUGGAACAAACUGUUCCGUAGAGAGCUCCACCCUCCCUUCAAACCUGCUACGGGACGACCUGACGACACCUUCUAUUUCGACCCAGAGUUCACCGCUAAAACACCCAAAGAUUCCCCGGGGGUUCCGCCCAGUGCCAACGCCCACCAGCUGUUCCGAGGAUUCAGCUUUGUAGCCAUUACAUCAGAGGAAGAGACACAACCACUACAGACUACUGUAGUACAGCAGCUACACAGGAAUAUGUCCCAGCUGUCAGAAGCAUAUGAAGUCAAGGAGGAAAUAGGACUGGGAUCAUACUCUGUCUGCAAACGCUGUAUACACAAGGCCACUGGCAUGGAGUACGCGGUUAAGAUCAUCAGUAAGGCCAACAGAGACCCAACAGAGGAGGUGGAGAUCCUAAUGAGAUACGGACAACAUCCCAACGUCAUCACACUAAAGGACGUGUUUGAUGACGGCAGGACAGUGUAUCUGGUCACAGAGCUGAUGAAGGGAGGAGAGCUGCUGGAUAAGAUACUGAGACAGAAGUUCUUCUCAGAGAGAGAAGCUAGCGCUGUCCUAUACACCAUCACCAAGACUGUUGAGUACCUACACAUACAGGGGGUGGUGCACAGGGACCUGAAGCCCAGUAAUAUCCUGUAUGUGGAUGAGAGUGGGAACGCUGAGUCCAUCAGGAUCUGUGACUUUGGUUUUGCCAAGCAGCUGAGAGCUGAGAACGGCCUGCUGAUGACGCCGUGCUACACAGCUAACUUUGUAGCUCCAGAGGUGUUGAAGAAGCAGGGUUAUGAUGCUGCCUGUGACAUCUGGAGUCUAGGAGUCCUACUCUACACUAUGCUCACAGGGUUCACUCCGUUUGCCAACGGUCCAGAGGACACACCAGAGGAGAUCCUGGCUCGGAUCGGCAGUGGGAAGUUCUCUCUGACCGGAGGAUACUGGAACUCUGUUUCAGCAGAGGCCAAGGAGCUGGUGUCUAAGAUGUUACACGUGGACCCCCACCAGCGUUUGACAGCCGGCCAGGUGUUGUGUCAUCCCUGGGUCACACACCGAGACCACCUGCCCAAGUUCACACUGACCAGACAGGACGCUCCACACCUGGUCAAGAGCGCCAUGGCAGCCACCUACUCUGCCCUCAACAGGAAUGUUCCACCUGUCCUGGACCCCGUGGGAUGUUCCACUCUAGCCCAACGGAGGGGGGUGAAGAAACUCACCUCCACUGCCCUCUGACCAUUGACAUUUCACCUCAGACUUAUAACCCUGCUGGAGCUCUGCUCAGACAGACAGACCUGGUUCCUCAGAUGACCUGGACAGAACUCUGAUGCACCCGGGACCCCCCUGACCCUGCUCAGUUAUUAACUAACCCAGUGGUCUUCACCCCUGGUGCUGGAGACCAGGGCUGGAACUACAGCCUAUAGCUCUGUUGGACCAGGGCUGGAACUACAGCCUAUAGCUCUGUUGGACCAGGGCUGGAACUACAGCCUGUAGCUCUGUUGGACCAGGGCUGGAACUACAGCCUAUAGCUCUGUUGGACCAGGGCUGGAACUACAGCCUAUAGCUCUGUUGGACCAGGGCUGGAACUACAGCCUAUAGCUCUGUUGGACCAGGGCUGGAACUACAGCCUAUAGCUCUGUUGGACCAGGGCUGGAACUACAGCCUAUAGCUCUGUUGGACCAGGGCUGGAACUACAGCCUAUAGCUCUGUUGGACCAGGGAUGGAACUACAGCCUAUAGCUCUGUUGGACCAGGGAUGGAACUACAGCCUAUAGCUCUGUUGGACCAGGGCUGGAACUACAGCCUAUAGCUCUGUUGGACCAGGGAUGGAACUACAGCCUAUAGCUCUGUUGGACCAGGGAUGGAACUACAGCCUAUAGCUCUGUUGGACCAGGGCUGGAACUACAGCCUGUAGCUCUGUUGGACCAGGGCUGGAACUACAGCCUAUAGCUCUGUUGGACCAGGGAUGGAACUACAGCCUAUAGCUCUGUUGGACCAGGGCUGGAACUACAGCCUAUAGCUCUGUUGGACCAGGGCUGGAACUACAGCCUAUAGCUCUGUUGGACCAGGGCUGGAACUACAGCCUAUAGCUCUGUUGGACCAGGGCUGGAACUACAGCCUAUGGCUCUGUUGGACCAGGGCUGGAACUACAGCCUAUAGCUCUGUUGGACCAGGGCUGGAACUACAGCCUAUAGCUCUGUUGGACCAGGGCUGGAACUAUAGCCUAUAGCUCUGUUGGACCAGGGCUGGAACUACAGCCUAUAGCUCUGUUGGACCAGGGAUGGAACUACAGCCUAUAGCUCUGUUGGACCAGGGCUGGAACUACAGCCUAUAGCUCUGUUGGACCAGGGAUGGAACUACAGCCUAUAGCUCUGUUGGACCAGGGCUGGAACUACAGCCUAUAGCUCUGUUGGACCAGGGCUGGAACUACAGCCUAUAGCUCUGUUGGACCAGGGCUGGAACUACAGCCUGUAGCUCUGUUGGACCAGGGCUGGAACUACAGCCUAUAGCUCUGUUGGACCAGGGCUGGAACUACAGCCUAUAGCUCUGUUGGACCAGGGCUGGAACUACAGCCUAUAGCUCUGUUGGACCAGGGCUGGAACUACAGCCUAUAGCUCUGUUGGACCAGGGAUGGAACUACAGCCUAUAGCUCUGUUGGACCAGGGCUGGAACUACAGCCUAUAGCUCUGUUGGACCAGGGCUGGAACUACAGCCUAUAGCUCUGUUGGACCAGGGCUGGAACUACAGCCUAUAGCUCUGUUGGACCAGGGCUGGAACUACAGCCUAUAGCUCUGUUGGACCAGGGCUGGAACUACAGCCUAUAGCUCUGUUGGACCAGGGCUGGAACUACAGCCUAUAGCUCUGUUGGACCAGGGCUGGAACUACAGCCUAUAGCUCUGUUGGACCAGGGAUGGAACUACAGCCUAUAGCUCUGUUGGACCAGGGCUGGAACUACAGCCUAUAGCUCUGUUGGACCAGGGCUGGAACUACAGCCUAUAGCUCUGUUGGACCAGGGCUGGAACUACAGCCUAUAUCUCUGUUGGACCAGGGCUGGAACUACAGCCUAUAGCUCUGUUGGACCAGGGCUGGAACUACAGCCUAUAGCUCUGUUGGACCAGGGCUGGAACUACAGCCUAUAGCUCUGUUGGACCAGGGCUGGAACUACAGCCUAUAGCUCUGUUGGACCAGGGAUGGAACUACAGCCUAUAGCUCUGUUGGACCAGGGCUGGAACUACAGCCUAUAGCUCUGUUGGACCAGGGCUGGAACUACAGCCUAUAGCUCUGUUGGACCAGGGCUGGAACUACAGCCUAUAGCUCUGUUGGACCAGGGCUGAUGGUGACCACAUUGUAGCGUCUCUCCAGUCUUUGCUUUGGACAAUUCGUGUUGCCUCUAGACUCAAGAGACAAUUGUCAGGAACAUGAAUGUGCUGUAUUUAGAUGUCUGUACUUCUGGGAACAUUUGAGAUACCUGCAUUAUGCAUUUAAGACCCAUAUUAAAAUGAUGAUGAACUGUAUAAUGUAGCUCUGUGUAUAAACCUAAGUAGCCUCAAAGACAGUACAAUAUGAAGAUAGGCUAAGACGGCUUCUCCAAUAGAAAUCCAAGACCACACUUUUCGGCAAUGUUCUGGCGAUGUUGGCUAGCUAAGCUCAUGGGUAGAAACAUGUCAUCGGGUCUAACGGUCGUCUCGUGUCAAAUCAAAGGCACUUCUUCCAUAUCAUUUUUUGGGAAAAUGUGUCCGUUCGUCAAUUUCACGAGGUUGGAGUAAUAACACGCUCAACUACUUAAGAAAUUGGAUCAAUUCUAGGUCGUGGAUUUAGAUUUUGAGAAAAUGAACAACUAAGGAAGAAUGUUUUACUUUUCUCAUUGACUUCACAACCCCCAAACCCUGGUCAGCUUGGUCUGUUUCGCAAGCGUUCACAGAUGUCUAACGAUGUUGCAUCUCUGGGUUGAGAAAAUCUGUGGUAACCUCUUCUGUGACCAAGUCAUCAGACAGGGACAAACCUAGUGAUGUCAUCAGACUGAGAGCAGGUAGAGCUCCACUGACCCCGCCCCCUAUGUAGAGACAAGCUCCUCCCAGUCAGCCACAACAUCCAGAGUGAGGCCAGUCUGGACUGAGGUCCAAUCAUGGCUUUGGUGGGCCAGUCUGGGUACAGCCUGCCCUGUCCACGCCACACCUCAACAUUUACAGACACCAAGGGAAACCUGAUCCUCGACCAGUGUUAAGCAGUGGUUAUCUGGACAGUGAGUCUGUGUAUAUGUUGAUAUAUGCCUUCAAAUGCUCCUCAGGACUCCUCUGAACCUUGUGUUUUCCAGUUCUUAGGUACAUUUGAAAGCAGCAUGCUUGGAUGACGCCAUGAGGAGUCUGUGUCCGACACUGAACUGACACUACUGUUCCAGUACAGCAGCUCAGGUUUCUAGAUGAAAUACCAUGCAUUUUAUAAGUCCAUUAACUGUGUCAUGUUAGCACACAGGUGGGGUGGGAGAGGUCCAUGGAUGUAGAAAUGUGUGGAUAGAAGGGACAUGAUAUUUUAUGCUGAAUUGAACCCUUUAAACCUGCCAUCUGGAAUGGCAUGACACAGUUGUGGAGGUAAUCCAGUAUGUUACUGUAUGGGCCAGCUGGCACCUGCUGACUUCUGGUCAAUCCCUUUAAAGCACUGUCUGUCUAAUUGAAUGAAAAAAUAUGUAGCUACAGUAUCAAUGACUUGUAGCAGUAGUAUUGAAUUAAUGAGCUGAUCCUGGAUCGGUGGACAACUCCUACCUAUCCGAUCGCUCUCCCUCAGCUCUUCUGUAUGUGUUGUAACAGUCUUUCAGGUUCUGCUUGACUGGUAGCAGAGCUGUAAGCUUGUGUGUUUGAGAUGUCUAUAUGUUUUUUUCCCCUUCCAGUUUGAGAGUAGAUGAGAUGUAUUUUCUCUCUCCUUCCUCC